UAUUUUGUAUAGAUAAGAGAUUACCACAUGAGGUGCAGGUAGACUCAUCAAAGUCAUGCAGUUGCACUCAGCGAAAACGCGCCUCAUCUGGAACAAAGACAUCCAGAGCAGAGAAACAAACGCCCGAAAAGCCGCCUGUACAUCCAAAUAACUGCAAAAUAUCCGCAGUCGCUCAAUUAAGACGCAACUAGGGGUUCGGAGGGCAGCUCGUUGUCACCAGAAUGCGGAUCACGGGGAACAGCGUCUUCCGAUUGUUACUGGUCCGAGGUGGCAGGGCUGGUGUGCAUGACACUAGACUGAUAACUACGUUCGUUCAGAGGAGGAAAACCAAGUUAUUUGAAGUACACAGCGGAGCUUUACAGAGCACCCACAUCUGUAAAUGCGCGAAAGGACCCGACCUGUCCAAGUCGCACCUCCUUCACAGGGGCCGUGCCGGAUCUUGGAAAAGGCGAACACCCGACCGGUGGUGCCUUCCGGCCGAAGGCCGUGAUAAGAUGCCGGCGGCACGUUCGAGCUUCGCUCUUCCUAGAUUCUAGCCGCACCAGAGAAGGCAGGAGGGAGCAGGAAGGUUGCUCUUCCCGUGCCAAGGCGCAGCUCGUGUACCCCGAUGGGAUGCAGGAUAUACAAGCAUGUUCGAAAACGGACACGAGGAUGCCACUUUUGGACUUGCUCUGCCUGGUUAUCGGCUCAUCGGUCCACCGGGCCUUGCGGCCGUUUGCUUGCCGGUUCUGUUGUGCCCGGAAUCCCGCGGAAUGGUUGUGCAGUGGGUGUUUCUGGAGAGGAUCGACGACUUCGGAUGCCGCGUAGAUAGGAAGCUCGGGAGCCAGGGGAUCGGCAGCAAGAGGUUGAGACCAUCUCUGCACCCUUUUACGGCGAGUAAAAAUCAAUCUACCAGAUCUCUGUUACACCUGGCCUUAUUUGUGGUGGUCACCGUUCACGUUCCACGGGUGAUUCG
Messenger RNA from Dacryopinax primogenitus, 955 nucleotides. RefSeq lists its product as uncharacterized. NCBI's taxonomy places the organism in Eukaryota, Fungi, Basidiomycota, Dacrymycetes, Dacrymycetales, Dacrymycetaceae. The record is from RefSeq and is a predicted model, not a curated record. The coding region runs from base 222 to 536 and encodes 104 amino acids. The transcript has 2 exons.